CCGCGCCCGCGUCGGUGCGCAGCGCUCGAGCCCCGGCCCUGCGAGAGUGAGCCGCCCGCCGCGGCCCGCGAGCGCCCGGCCGCCGGUCCCCGCCGUCCCCACACCGGUCCCCGCCGCCCCGGGCUCGCCACCAUGGGGCUCCGGCUCGGCGUCUGGCUGCUGCUGCUGCUCGCCGACCUCCUGCUCCACGAGGAGAGCAGCCGGGCCGCUGCGAAGGGUGGCUGCGCUGGCUCUGGCUGUGGGAAAUGCGACUGCCACGGAGUGAAGGGACAAAAGGGAGAAAGAGGCCUCCCGGGUUUACAAGGUGUCAUCGGGUUUCCGGGGAUGCAGGGACCCGAGGGGCCGCAGGGACCACCAGGACAAAAGGGUGACACCGGAGAACCAGGACUGCCAGGGACGAAAGGGACAAGAGGACCCCCAGGAGCAUCUGGUUACCCUGGAAACCCGGGACUUCCUGGUAUUCCUGGCCAAGAUGGUCCCCCGGGUCCCCCAGGUAUCCCAGGAUGCAACGGGACGAAGGGUGACAGAGGGCCUGUUGGGCCUCCGGGUUUGCCUGGAUUCGCUGGAAAUCCCGGACCACCGGGGUUACCAGGAAUGAAGGGGGACCCCGGUGAAAUCCUCGGCCAUGUACCUGGGACCCUGCUGAAAGGCGAAAGAGGGUUCCCUGGACCCCCCGGAGCGCCGGGCUCACCAGGACUGCCAGGGCUGCAAGGCCCCGUCGGCCCUCCGGGAUUCACGGGCCCUCCCGGUCCCCCAGGCCCUCCCGGCCCUCCAGGUGAAAAGGGGCAAAUGGGCUUGAGUUUCCAAGGGCCAAAAGGUGACAAGGGUGAGCAAGGGGUCAGUGGGCCCCCCGGCGUGCCGGGGCAAGCUCAGAUGAAAGAGAAGGGAGACUUCGCCACCAGAGGAGAGAAGGGUCAAAAAGGUGAACCUGGAUUUCAGGGCAUGCCAGGGGUCGGAGAGAAAGGCGAACCCGGGAAACCAGGGCCCCGAGGAAAGCCGGGAAAAGACGGUGAAAAGGGAGAAAAAGGGAGCCCAGGAUUUCCAGGCGAUUCAGGCUACCCAGGACUCCCAGGCCGAGAGGGUUUAAAGGGAGACAAAGGUGAAGCAGGCCCCCCAGGCCCACCUGGAAUUGUUAUCGGCACAGGACCCUUGGGAGAGAAAGGAGAGCGAGGGUACCCAGGGGCUCCGGGGCUGAGAGGAGUGCCUGGUCCCAAAGGUUUCCCAGGACUACAAGGCCAGCCAGGCCCUCCAGGCUUCCCGAUACCGGGCCAGCCUGGCGCCCCCGGCUUCCCCGGUGAAAGAGGACAGAAAGGUGACCAGGGUUUUCCAGGCGUGUCGUUGCCCGGACCAGGUGGAAGAGAUGGGCUCCCGGGCCCCCCUGGCCCUCCCGGCCCCCCUGGGCAGCCAGGCCACACAAAUGGACUCGUGGAGUGCCAGCCAGGACCGCCUGGCGACCAGGGUCUUCCCGGAAGUCCAGGGCAGCCGGGGUUGACGGGUGAGGUUGGAGAAAAAGGUCAAAAGGGAGAGAGCUGCCUCAUUUGUGACACCACAGGACUUCGUGGGCCCCCUGGGCCACAGGGACCCCCCGGAGAAAUAGGUUUUCCGGGACAGCCAGGGGCCAAGGGGGACAGAGGCUUACCGGGCAGGGAUGGCCUUGAAGGAUUGCCGGGCCCGCAAGGUACACCAGGACUGAUGGGCCAGCCGGGAGCCAAGGGAGAGCCUGGCGAGAUCUACUUCGACAUGCGACUCAAGGGUGACAAAGGAGACCCGGGUUUCCCGGGCCAGCCCGGGAUGCCAGGCAGAGCAGGCUCUCCCGGAAGAGAUGGCCACCCGGGUCUGCCUGGCCCCAAAGGCUCCCCGGGUUCAGUGGGAUUAAAAGGAGAACGUGGCCCCCCAGGCGGAGUUGGAUUCCCAGGCAGUCGUGGUGACAUCGGCCCUCCUGGGCCCCCAGGGUUUGGCCCUAUUGGCCCCGUUGGUGACAAAGGACAGGCGGGCCUUCCGGGAAGCCCUGGGUUCCCAGGCCAGCCAGGUCCCAAGGGCGAAGCAGGAAAAGUCGUUCCCUUACCUGGUCCCCCCGGAGCAGAAGGACUUCCGGGGUCUCCCGGUUUCCAAGGGCCCCAAGGUGACCGAGGUUUUCCUGGGACCCCGGGAAGGCCAGGCCUCCCGGGAGAGAAGGGCACUGUGGGCCAGCCAGGGAUUGGAUUUCCAGGGCCUCCUGGUCCCAAAGGCGUCGAUGGUUUACCUGGAGAUCCUGGACCUCCUGGGGUUCCGGGUCGCCAAGGAUUCAAUGGCUUACCUGGCAACCCAGGUGUGCCCGGCCAAAAGGGAGAGCCUGGAGUUGGUCUGCCAGGACUCAAAGGCCUGCCAGGACUUCCCGGCAUUCCCGGCACACCCGGGGAGAAGGGAAACAUCGGGGGACCAGGCGUUCCCGGGGAGCAUGGUGCAAUCGGCCCCCCGGGCCUUCAGGGAAUCAGAGGUGACCCAGGACCGCCUGGACUGCAAGGGCCCAAAGGAGCCCCAGGAGUCCCCGGAAUAGGCCCCCCUGGAGCGAUGGGACCCCCUGGAGGACAGGGACCCCCAGGAUCAUCAGGCCCUCCUGGACUGAAAGGAGAGAAGGGCUUCCCCGGAUUCCCAGGCCUGGACAUGCCGGGCCCCAAAGGAGACAAAGGGUUGCAGGGGCUCCCCGGCCUGACGGGACAGACGGGGCUGCCUGGCCUUCCCGGACAGCAGGGCACGCCCGGCCUCCCCGGGUUUCCAGGUCCCAAGGGAGAGAUGGGCGUCAUGGGGACCCCGGGGCAGCCCGGCUCGCCAGGACCAGUGGGCGUGCCAGGAUUGCCGGGUGAAAAAGGGGACCAUGGGUUCCCAGGCUCCUCAGGACCCAGGGGAGACCCUGGCUUCAAGGGUGAUAAGGGAGAUGUCGGUCUCCCUGGCAAACCAGGGUCCAUGGAUAAAGUGGACAUGGGCAGCAUGAAGGGCCAGAAGGGAGACCAAGGGGAGAAAGGACAGACUGGCCCAACCGGUGAUAAAGGAUCCCGGGGAGAUCCCGGAACCCCAGGAGUGCCCGGAAAGGACGGCCAGGCAGGACUUCCUGGGCAGCCAGGACCUAAAGGUGACCCAGGCCUAAGUGGAACCCCAGGUGCUCCGGGACUUCCUGGACCCAAAGGAUCUGUUGGUGGCAUGGGCCUGCCAGGAACACCCGGAGAAAAAGGUGUGCCUGGCAUUCCCGGCCCACAGGGCGUCCCUGGCUUACCUGGAGAGAAAGGAGCAAAAGGAGAGAAAGGACAGGCGGGUCCACCUGGCAUUGGAAUUCCUGGACUGCCGGGGGUCAAGGGAGACCAAGGGCUGGCAGGCUUUCCCGGAAGCCCCGGAGAUAAGGGGGAGAAAGGAAGCGCCGGGCUCCCGGGGGUGCCUGGGUCUCCGGGCCCCAAGGGGUCCCCGGGCAGUGCUGGUUACCCAGGAAGCCCUGGGUUGCCUGGAGAGAAAGGUGACAAAGGUCUUCCCGGAUUGGAUGGCAUCCCUGGCGUCAAAGGAGAAGCAGGUCUUCCUGGACAGCCUGGCCCCACGGGCCCCGCCGGCCAGAAAGGAGAGCCCGGCAGUGACGGAAUCCCGGGGUCGGCAGGAGAGAAGGGUGAACCAGGUCUACCCGGAAGAGGGUUACCAGGGUUUCCCGGGACCAAAGGAGAGAAAGGUUCAAAGGGCGACGUGGGUUUCCCUGGAUUGGCUGGGAGUCCAGGAAUUCCUGGAUCCAAAGGAGAGCAAGGAUUCAUGGGUCCUCCGGGGCCACAGGGACAGCCGGGAUUGCCAGGAGCCCCUGGCCGUGCGGUGGAGGGGCCCAAAGGAGACCGAGGACCGCAGGGACAGCCUGGGCUGCCAGGGCUUCCGGGACCCAUGGGGCCUCCAGGGCUCCCCGGGCUUGAUGGACUGAAAGGCGACAAAGGAAACCCAGGCUGGCCGGGGGCUCCUGGUGCUCCAGGGCCCAAGGGAGACCCCGGGUUCCAGGGCAUGCCUGGGAUUGGUGGCUCUCCAGGAAUCACAGGUUCUAAGGGUGACAUGGGACCUCCAGGAGUUCCAGGGUUUCAAGGUCAGAAAGGCCUCCCUGGCCUUCAGGGAGUGAAAGGUGACCCCGGAGACCAAGGGUUCCCUGGAACGAAAGGUCUUCCCGGCCCCCCCGGCCCCCCAGGUCCCUACGACAUCAUCAAAGGGGAGCCAGGGCUUCCUGGGCCUGAGGGCCCCGCGGGUCUGAAAGGCCUUCAGGGACCUCCAGGCCCCAAAGGACAGCAAGGUGUGACAGGAUCGGUGGGCUUACCUGGGCCGCCAGGUAGUCCCGGGUUUGACGGCGCCCCCGGCCAGAAAGGAGAGAUGGGACCCUUUGGGCCUCCUGGUCCCAGAGGCUUCCCGGGGCCGCCGGGCCCUGAUGGGUUGCCGGGAUCCAUGGGUCCCCCGGGCACCCCGUCUGUGGAUCACGGCUUCCUGGUGACCAGGCACAGUCAGACGAUAGACGACCCCCAGUGCCCUCCUGGGACCAAGAUCCUCUACCACGGCUACUCCCUGCUCUACGUCCAGGGCAACGAGCGGGCGCACGGCCAGGACCUGGGCACGGCCGGCAGCUGCUUGCGCAAGUUCAGCACGAUGCCGUUCCUGUUCUGCAACAUCAACAACGUGUGCAACUUCGCCUCCCGCAACGACUACUCCUACUGGCUGUCCACACCCGAGCCCAUGCCCAUGUCCAUGGCGCCCGUCACGGGGGACAGCAUCCGGCCCUUCAUCAGCAGGUGUGCGGUGUGUGAGGCGCCGGCCAUGGUGAUGGCGGUGCACAGCCAGACCAUUCAGAUCCCAGAGUGCCCCGCCGGCUGGUCCUCGCUCUGGAUUGGCUAUUCCUUUGUGAUGCACACCAGCGCAGGCGCAGAAGGCUCUGGCCAGGCCCUCGCCUCCCCCGGCUCCUGCCUGGAGGAGUUCAGAAGCGCGCCGUUCAUCGAGUGCCACGGCCGCGGGACCUGCAACUACUAUGCAAACGCUUACAGCUUUUGGCUCGCCACCAUAGAAAGAAGCGAGAUGUUCAAGAAGCCCACGCCGUCCACGUUGAAGGCCGGGGAGCUGCGCACGCACGUCAGUCGCUGCCAAGUGUGUAUGCGGAGAACAUAACAACGCCGGCCCUCAGCUGUCUUCACAACAUGGUGCUACUCCCUCCUCCCCUCUUCUUCCUCUAACAGCAACGAACCCUAGAAGUAUAUCCUGUGUACCUCACUGCCCAGUAUGAAACCGUAAGGUGCCUUGUAGGAGUCUGCGUAACUAACCCACCUGCUUCGUUGGCCUCCACUCGCUGAAGGAGGGUCAGAGACCACGAUGAGCUGUCCAUAGUGACGUCCCAAGUGGCACUUCUGAUGAAAUAAAAGAUAUGUCUGUUCUCCAGUCCAGUGCACUGAUGUGUGAAGUGAGACCCGUCAGAAAACCCAAGGGUGCUAGGAGGUGUAAACGCCCGUUUUCACUCUGGUAUGCUAGCAGAUCCAGUUUCCACCCGACGGCAUGUCUGUUUAGAUCACUGUCUAGCUGUCUCAAAAUCCAGGUCCCUCAGUCUGUACAAAUAAUAGUCCUGUAAAGACAGUGUUUGGAACCUCCGAAGGGAAGUCUGGGCUCAGCAGCCCCGUCUUCCGCCCCGGCCCCCACCCCAUCAAGAAAAGUUUCGGUCUUUCCGCUCCGUGUGGUACUUUGCAGCUGCUUUUGCAGAAAUCACGGAUUUCCUGAGGGUCCCCAAGGUAGGCAGAAGUGAAAUAUAUAUAUAUAUUUUAGUAAUUUAUAUAGAUGUCAGCAGUUAGGCAGGUCACGUUUUCGUUUCAUUUCCACUGUUGAAAUAAAGCUCACAUAGUUUCUUCCUUUAAAAGCCUGUGUUGUCCUUUAACGUAGAGUUUAAACACUAGGGUAUUGAAUGUGAAACAUCAGGUUUUCAUUGUUCACCUCCAGACCGAAAGUGGUGUAUUGCCAAAGCCAAACCCAGGCUCACGGACGCGGUGUCUGUUACAGUGAAGCAUGUACUUUGAGCUUCUUGUCUUUGUUCUGUAUGAGUAUCUUCAGGGUUUGAAACACUAAUCACAAACUGAAUAACUUGACUUCAAAAGCAACAACCUUAAAAAGGCCUUCGUUUUAUUAGUAUUCCUCAUUCUGCAGCCCGGUGUGAAAAACAGCUCUGUUGAAUCAGAGUAUCAGUAUUUUUACCUGUAAGCACAUUUCAGGCGGCUUCCUUGGUUUUUCACGAGCUGCGUUCAGACUUCAGCAGGGGAACAAAUGGAUCGCAGGAGAGCAGAUUCGGACCACUGUGCCUGAAGUGACCUUUCAGUAAAAGUCUCCAAAGCGUUUUUAAGACUACUAAGGCCUUUUGUGUAAUUUCUUUAAAUGUGUAUUUCUUAAAAAUUCAAAUUUGUAAUAAAGCUGUUUGUAUAAAAAUUAA
Messenger RNA from Camelus dromedarius (Arabian camel), 6442 nucleotides. RefSeq names its product collagen type IV alpha 1 chain (gene COL4A1). The transcript is spliced from 52 exons. Gene Ontology annotation, biological process: extracellular matrix organization. The coding region runs from base 133 to 5142 and encodes 1669 amino acids. Gene Ontology annotation, cellular component: basement membrane; collagen trimer. Gene Ontology annotation, molecular function: extracellular matrix structural constituent conferring tensile strength. The record is from RefSeq and is a predicted model, not a curated record. Lineage: Eukaryota; Metazoa; Chordata; Mammalia; Artiodactyla; Camelidae.